Carassius auratus (goldfish) is the source of this 3294-nucleotide messenger RNA. RefSeq names its product kinesin light chain 1. The record is from RefSeq and is a predicted model, not a curated record. Gene Ontology annotation, cellular component: kinesin complex; cytoplasm. The transcript has 16 exons. Gene Ontology annotation, molecular function: kinesin binding. NCBI's taxonomy places the organism in Eukaryota, Metazoa, Chordata, Actinopteri, Cypriniformes, Cyprinidae. Gene Ontology annotation, biological process: microtubule-based movement. The coding region runs from base 185 to 2029 and encodes 614 amino acids.
GCAGCCGCAGAGAGAGCGCAGUGCCGGUGUCCGGUUCGGUUCUCGGUGCUGCUGACCUCUCCCUGUCCGCUUCUGGAUCUGGGAUGUAUAUUCUAGUAGUUUGGCAUUGAUUUAAUACGCUGUCGUAGAUUAGUGCAGUGGACGCAGAAGUGAUCGUAAAAGGUCUCCUGACCUCCAUCACAGCAUGUCCACCAUGGUUUACCCCCAUGAGGAGAAACUGACACAGGAGCAGAUCAUCUCCAGCACAAAACUGGUGAUUCAGGGUCUGGAAGCUCUCAAGAGCGAGCACAACUCCAUCCUGGAGAGUCUGGUGGAGACCAUCCAGUGCUUAAAGAAAGAUGAGGAGGCCAGUUUGGUUCAUGAGAAGUCCAGCCUGCUGCGCAAGUCUGUGGAGAUGAUUGAGCUGGGCCUGGGUGAAGCGCAGGUGAUGAUGGCCCUGUCCAACCACCUGAACGCAGUGGAGUCAGAGAAGCAGAAGCUGCGUGCUCAGGUGCGACGGCUCUGUCAGGAGAACCAGUGGCUGAGAGAUGAGCUAGCCAACACCCAGCAGAAGCUGCAGAAGAGCGAACAGAGCGUCGCACAGCUGGAGGAGGAGAAGAAACAUCUGGAGUUCAUGAACCAGCUCAAGAAAUAUGAUGAUGGUGUCUCACCAGAGGAAGAGAAAAAUAGUGAGACUCCCAGAGAUGCCCUGGACGAUUUGUUUCCCAAUGAUGAAGAUGACCAGGUCUCCCACCAGCACAACAGUGCCGCGCUUGCUGCCGCUCAGCAGGGAGGGUAUGAGAUCCCAGCCCGCCUCCGGACCCUCCAUAACCUGGUGAUCCAGUACGCCGCUCAGGGACGCUACGAGGUGGCCGUGCCUCUCUGCAAACAGGCUCUGGAGGACCUGGAGAAAACCUCUGGACAUGACCACCCCGAUGUGGCCACCAUGCUCAACAUCCUGGCUCUGGUCUACAGGGACCAGAAUAAAUACAAGGAAGCUGCUCAUCUCCUUAAUGAUGCCCUGUCGAUCAGAGAAAAAACCCUGGGCAAUGACCACCCAGCCGUGGCAGCCACCCUCAACAACCUGGCGGUCCUGUACGGAAAGAGAGGGAAAUACAAGGAAGCAGAACCGCUGUGCAAGAGAGCCUUGGAGAUCAGAGAGAAGGUGUUGGGGCGGGAGCACCCAGACGUGGCCAAGCAGCUCAAUAAUCUGGCUCUGCUCUGUCAGAAUCAGGGGAAGUAUGAGGAGGUGGAGUAUUAUUACUGCAGGGCUCUAGAUAUCUACGAGAAGAAACUGGGACCUGACGACCCCAAUGUUGCCAAGACCAAAAACAACCUGGCCUCAUGCUAUCUGAAACAGGGCAAGUACAAGGAAGCUGAGAUCCUGUAUAAAGAGAUCCUGACGCGCGCCCAUGAGAAAGAGUUUGGAUCUGUAGAUGCUGAAAAUAAACCCAUCUGGAUGCAUGCUGAAGAAAGACAAGAGAGCAAAGGAAAGUUGGCCGAUGGGAAUCAUUAUGGGGAAUACGGCGGCUGGUACAAAGCCUGCAAGCUGAACAGCCCCACGGUGAACACCACGCUGAGGAACCUGGGCGCUCUGUACCGUAAGCAGGGGAAAAUAGAGGCGGCUGAGACCCUGGAGGAGUGUGCCUUGAGGUCCCGCAGACAGGGAGCGGCAGUGGAUCCUCAGAGAGAUGGAGAGAGGCGCAGGAGCACCGCAUCAGUCUCCAGUGUGAAGUACGACUGCAGUGAUGCUGGAGAAGAGGGCGGUGUGGAGUGGAACGGGGACGGGUCUCUCAGGAGAAGCGGCUCUUUCGGGAAGCUCAGGGAAGUCCUGCGCAGAAGCAGCGAGAUGCUGGUGAAGAAGAUCCAAGGAACCAUGCCACCAGAGCCUCGCAACACAAACUUGAAGAGAGCGGCGUCCCUCGGUUACCUGAACAGUAACGCAGAUGACCACGACUCUUUUCAGGGUUCAGGAGCAGCAAGGACGUUGAGAAACAGCAGGCCUCUGAGCUCAAGCACAGUGGAGCUGUACCAAAGCACAGAACAAUGAAAAACACAUACAGCACAUGUUCGGACUCAUUUCUCACGCCGUUUGCAAGAGGAUUUGGUUCAUGUGCUUUCAAUCAUGAACGCUUUUGGCUUUACAUUCUCUCACACUCAUAUAAAUCAUGCCUGUUUCUUUUUCUUCAAGGUAUAGUCAGUCCAUCCAGAAAUGAAAACUCAUCAUUUACUCAUUCUCAUGUGGACCACAAAAACUAAUUUAACUAACAGCUCUUUUUCCAUAUAAUAAAAGUGAAUGGAGGAUGGGUUCGACAAACUCCAAAAACAAGAAAAAGCUCCAUAGAAGAACCUACUUGUACACUAAAUUCUUCCCAAGUCACAGUAUAUGGAAGCAUGUUUCCGCCAGGGGAUAAAAAAAAAAAGUAAUUGCAACUUUUUUUUUUUACUGCAAAUCAGAGUUUAUAUCUCACGAUUCUUAGAAAAAAGGUCAGAACUGUGCAGCUUUCGCGAGGUAUAUUCUCGCAAAGUUAUAGCUCACAAUUAUGUGGAAAAAGGUCUGAUUUGCAUUAUGUAAAUUCAUAAUUUGGCAGAUAAAAGGUCACAAUUAACUUUGGAGAAAAAAAAAAAACAAGUAGAACUGCAAGAAUUAAAAAAAAAAGUCAGAAUUGCGAGAUUUAAACGAAUUACGAGACAAAAACUUACUUCUACUAUAACUACUAUUACUACUACUCUACAGCCCUACAAAGCAAAAAGGCAGUAACUACGCAGAGUGCAGAACUGAGAAAAAUGACUUAAAAGUUAUCCUAUCAUCUGUUUAUCAUCUGUUUACUGUACAAACAACUACCAUUUUUCUCCAAAACGACACACAUUUCCGAUAAGAUGUUUUGUCACAUAACAAAGGAUUCCUUGAAUGUCAUGAAAAUGACAAUAACAAAUUUUUGACCAAAAAUUGCUUUGUAGGGCAGUAUACUAUACUAAUACUACUACUACUAACUUGCAAAUCUGAGAAAAAAAUCCGAAUUGUGAGAUAUAAACUUGCAAUGUUGCAGUUACCUUCUUUUUUUUGGUGACAGACACAAGCUUACAUCCGAAAAUGUAUGUUUUGAAUGAGGGUGAAGAAAUUAAUUGCUAAUCGUUCCCUCUGCCGCAGAUCCAACAGCUCCUGAAUAUGUGGUAGUGUCUGUGUGGAAGAAGACUGUUAUAGUGCCUUUUAGUCAUGAUAUCCUUUCAUUGUAUGUAAAAGAGCAGCUUGGACAUUUUGCUAAACAUCUGCAUUUGCAAAUAAAGAAAGUUAUACUAGUUUAGAAAAACGGA